Molecule: messenger RNA, 679 nt
Organism: Ilex paraguariensis (yerba mate)
Lineage: Eukaryota; Viridiplantae; Streptophyta; Magnoliopsida; Aquifoliales; Aquifoliaceae
Source: the annotation of a GenBank genome assembly
ACAGGUGGGUGUCAUCCUCGUAAUGUUCUCUUACCACAUCUUGCCAACAAUAAGUCAAAGAGAAGAGAAAGAAUCAAAGGAAGAUAAGCUAAUGGAUUUCACAGCAUCUUUGCUUGCAUUAACCUUGGGGUUGGUAUACAUUUACGUCCUCAUACACUAUUCAAACCGCCGGGGACGGCCAAGCACAGCCAGACUGCCUCCUGGCCCCUACCCUUUUCCGAUCAUCGGCAACAUCUUCCAACUCGGCCACAAACCCCACCACUCACUAACCAUCCUCUCCAAAACUUAUGGCCCUUUGAUGUCUCUCCAGCUGGGAAGCAUAACCACCGUGGUCGUAUCAUCACCAAAAAUGGCCAAAGAAGUGCUACAAAAACAUGAUCAGACCACCCCGGGCCGAACUAUCCCAGAUGCUGCCAGAGCUCUUGACCAUCACAAGGUUUCCAAGCUGUGGUUGCCGGUGGAAAAAAAGUGGCGGAAUCUCCGAAAGAUCUGCAAAGAGCACUUGUUUACAGUGCAACGGCUCAACGCCAGCCAACACCUUCGAACACUUGUUCACAACAUCCCUUAACUUGAUAUUGAACACUGUUUUCUCAGUUGAUUUGGCUCACCAUGGUUCUGAUUCAGCCCACGAAUACAAGAAUAUUAUAUGCGCUUUGAUGGAGUAAGCUGGAACGCCUAA